Messenger RNA from Limulus polyphemus (Atlantic horseshoe crab), 2576 nucleotides. Its product is annotated as voltage-dependent calcium channel gamma-5 subunit-like. Bases 365 to 1348 code for a protein of 327 amino acids. Gene Ontology annotation, molecular function: channel regulator activity; voltage-gated calcium channel activity. Gene Ontology annotation, biological process: neurotransmitter receptor internalization; positive regulation of synaptic transmission, glutamatergic; transmission of nerve impulse. The record is from RefSeq and is a predicted model, not a curated record. The transcript is spliced from 4 exons. Gene Ontology annotation, cellular component: postsynaptic density membrane; AMPA glutamate receptor complex. Lineage: Eukaryota; Metazoa; Arthropoda; Merostomata; Xiphosura; Limulidae.
UAGUCUCUUUCUUUCCUAGUGGUUGGUUGCCCGGAUGCGAAGUCGCUUCAAGACAGGUAAGACCAUCAGGAACAACUAGCUGAUGGCGGAAAAACUGUUGAAGAACACUUCGUUCUUUUAGUGUUUUUUUCGUCUGCGUUUUAGUCGUGUUCAUGCCUGUAACCGGCGGGCACUGCCCUGAACAAACACGAGGCUCCGGCUCGAAUGGAUGAGACCCUUCCUACAGUUCAUUCGCCUUGCUUCAGUUGGAGCCGGCGUGAUCUACGGGCGCUUGAGCCCGUGGCGUGCGGCACGCUGGCCCACUUGAUGAGUAGGGGCACGUGGCCCCUGACAGCCGCUGUCUCCGACCACCUUAGCAUUCGCCAUGCCCCAGUUUUCCGUGCAUCUUCUCCGUGUACUGACUCCACUCACCGCCGUUAUGUCAUUAGUUGCCCAGGGAAUAGUGCUCUGCUCUAACGCUUGGAUCCACAGCGAAGAACUCAUGCCAAAUCCAUUUUAUAACGGCACCGGGGACAAAGAGUUCCUGUCCAAAUUCACAGUGUCCGGGCUCUGGAGCCUGUGUUACAACGAUCCCGGAGUAAACAACGUACGCUGUAUCUACAUCGACUAUUUUCCUAAAGAAGAAUACAGACCUGAUCCUAACGACUCGACAAUGGCUAUUCCGUAUGCCAUGACAAGAGCAGCUACUUACAUUUUUAUAAGUUGCAUAACUCUUCUGAUUGGUGAAAUGUUGUGUUUUUGUGGCCACGUGAUAAGAAGACGUCGAAUACUAACUUUUGCCGCAGGAGUUGCAUUUAUUUUAUCAGGUUUGCUAGUUCUAAUGGGUGUGGUUAUCUUUAUUUCAAGUUUUAAGGCCGAAGUCGGUAGUAAACUCCAGCCGAAAUCUUCUUUCAAGGGCCCGAUGUUUAAAUAUCGGUACGGUUACACCUUUGCCCUAGCCAUUGCUAGCAUUCUGAUGUGUGAGUUAUCUGGAACCUUUGCUGUUUUCUUGUAUAUUCAGUGGUAUAAGAUUGAUUCCAAGAAAUGUACGGAAAGAUUGAAGUAUGAGGAUUUUUUACACUCUGCAGAAGACCAUAUUCCGUGUAGGCGCCAUCCACGUGGGAGAAGUAGCAGUCGGACGAGAGAUAUGUCCCGAGAAGCUUCACCAUGUCCAUCUACGAGUAGAGAGCGUAGCAAUACAAACCCUGGAAUACCAUUAUCUGAAUCCAUGAGAGACUUGGCUUAUUACAAUUUCCCCCCGUUUUCUAGGGACUCUACAUGUUACACUGUCUCAACAACAGUCGACAUCAACAGAGAAGGGUCUCGUGAUAUCGUUUUAGAAACAUUACGGCGUACAACUCCAGUGUGAGAACCUACUCUAAAUUCAUUAAAAAAUAACCACGUUUCUGAUGCAGGAAUUGACAAUUAUUUGACCUGCAUAUCACCAGAUAAGGAAGCUUUAAAUUAACUAUGACUGAUAAAGACAUAAUACUUUAUACAUAAAUUAAUCUUAAGGUUUGGUUCUCAAAGAAUUUCUCUAAAACUUCAGUCUUCCUAACGUAGAUUUAUGCUUACUUACCCCCAAUUUCAAGAAACACAACUGGUGAAAGAAACGGCAAUAAGAAGUCGCUGCAAAAUGAUUUUUAUCUACACAAAACAAACGUUACCAAAGGUAAGGCCACCUGGUGAAGAAACGUUAUUGAAACUAAUAUCCCUAAUCCCACCAGCCAAAAAAACAUACAGAAAAAUGUUUAAUGUUAGACCAUGUCCGUAGCCGAUAUGCUCACACCUUUAACCCGUGUGCCUUCGGUCGUCUCAUCUGUAUAUCCUCUGCUACAUUAUGAUUUAAUAGAAACGUGUUUCCUUUUGUUUUUGUAUCAUCGCAAGAGUGAAAACUUACUUUGUUGAUUUAUAUAAACUUUUUCAUAAAUGCUUCUAUCAUCAAUUACAAGACACGUGUUAUAAAAUACAUUACAGCAAGCAACUCCUGAACAAUCUGACAUUUCUAAAAAAGUACACACAAUAUGCAUAUCAUUAAAAUAAACGAACAAGGACUUCGAGCAUUUGAGCUGAAAAUCAUUAAUAGCAAUUAGUGGUAUUUGAGACUGUGAAGCCUUAAAAUUAUAUUAUGUUUACAAAAGAUUGAAAUGCGUAUACCUGACUGUGUGUUUCGUUAAGCCGAUUAUAAACAAUGAAACAGCUAGAAUAUCCACGUUAACAAAUUCUUAAUAAGUAGACAACAGAAAAAUGAUAAACUUACACUAAAAUGUUAAGAUUAUCAAGUUGAUAAACUUAAACAUUACAUAUUAUUAAUAUUCACGCAGACUCUGAUUUAAAAUACCUUAAAAGUAUGUUUAGGGAAAAUCGGAAUACAGAACUUGUAAAUGUAGUAUUUCUUUAUACUAACAAAUACGAUUACAACUUAUGAAAGUAAAUACCAAGUAAUAGUAUCAGUAAAACAUUUAACCUCAAAUAUUCAUAUAUGAUAUAAUAUUCAUAUUAUAUUACUCAUUGAUCACGACUGCAAUAUAAGUUAAAUUUCUAGUUAUUGUGCAAAGCGUUUAUAACUCUUUUUUUUUCAAGAUUUUUGUUCAGAA